AUGAUCUCUCACCUGCAUUGUUUUCUUCCAGACACAUAUUCAGUCUCUUCCAAUGACAAUGGGGGCAAGUCUGAUUCAGUGGCCAACUUACAACCUCAGCCGUCCCUCAACUCCAUCCAGAGCUCUCCUGGCCCCAAGCGCUCAACCAACACUCUGAAGAAAUGGUUGACUAGUCCUGUGCGCCGGCUGAACAGUGGGAAGACUGAGAGCAACAUCAAGAAACAAAAGAAGGUGCGAGAUGGCAGGAAGAGCUUUGACCUCGGCUCACCGAAGACUGGAGAUGAAACCACUCCUCAAGGAGAUAGCGCAGAUGAGAAGAGCAAGAAGGGUUGGGGAGAAGAUGAACCGGAUGAAGAGUCUCACACACCUCUUCCUCCUCCUAUGAAGAUUUUUGACAAUGAUCCAACCCAAGAUGAGAUGACCCUUGAAGGAGGAUCUUACCGAGGAAGCUUAAAAGAUGCCACUGGCUGCUUAAAUGAAGGAAUGACGCCUUCAACUCCCCCACGAAACCUUGAAGAGGAACAAAAAGCCAAAGCAAUGAGAGGCAGAAUGUUUGUCUUAAAUGAGCUGGUACAGACUGAAAAAGACUACGUCAAAGACUUGGGAACUGUUGUGGAGGGCUUCAUGAAGAGGAUAGAAGAAAAAGGAGUUUCUGAAGAUAUGAAAGGGAAAGACAAGAUUGUAUUUGGCAAUAUUCACCAGAUCUAUGACUGGCACAAAGACUUUUUCCUGGCUGAACUGGAAAAAUGUCUUCAAGAACCUGACCGUUUAGCACAGCUUUUUAUUAAGCAUGAGCGGCGAUUACACAUGUAUGUGGUAUAUUGCCAAAACAAGCCACGAUCUGAAUAUAUAGUAGCUGAGUACGAGGCAUACUUUGAGGAGGUUCAACAGGAAAUAAGCCAACGGCUAACCAUCAGUGACUUUCUGAUCAAACCCAUUCAAAGAAUAACUAAAUAUCAGCUUCUUCUCAAGGACUUCCUGAGGUACAGUGAAAAAGCUGGUCUGGAGUGCUCUGAUAUAGAGAAAGCAGUCGAAUUAAUGUGCCUUGUACCGAAACGUUGCAAUGAUAUGAUGAACCUGGGUCGCCUCCAGGGCUUUGAGGGCAAGCUGACAGCUCAAGGCAAGCUGCUGCAGCAGGACACCUUCUACGUGACAGAGCAGGAUUCUGGAGUUCAGUCUCGACCAAAGGAGCGUAGGGUGUUUCUCUUUGAGCAAAUAGUUAUCUUCAGCGAACUCCUUAGAAAAGGAUCUUUAACACCAGGCUACAUGUUCAAGAAAAGCAUAAAG
Cariama cristata (Red-legged seriema) is the source of this 1287-nucleotide messenger RNA. RefSeq names its product kalirin-like. Gene Ontology annotation, cellular component: cytoplasm; postsynaptic density. The transcript is spliced from 11 exons. Lineage: Eukaryota; Metazoa; Chordata; Aves; Cariamiformes; Cariamidae. Gene Ontology annotation, biological process: intracellular signal transduction; axon guidance. The annotation marks the transcript as partial. The record is from RefSeq and is a predicted model, not a curated record. Gene Ontology annotation, molecular function: guanyl-nucleotide exchange factor activity.